UUUUAUUACUGUUUUGCAUUUGUUCACUGUUAGCAGCAUUUAAUUCAGCUAUUGGCUUGUGAAUCACUUUAGUUUUUUGUUUGUUUUUUACUGCACAGGAAGUGGGGAGAAACAGACAGAGGCAGUUGGUGGGAUCAUGUAGGCUCUUUGUGAUACUCCUGUAAGACAAAGCAGGCCUUUUGGUUCAGUGACCAGAGACUUGACAAUAGAAAUAGGCAUCAAUAAGCAAAUACACUUUCUAAACAAACCCCCAAAACCACAACGAGGAUGCAGGGGAGCUGGAGCCAAUCACAGCAGACCGAUUAGGGCCAAUCAUUGGUCAAUCACAGGGUAGUACCUGAAGUACACACAGGGAGAAGAUGGAUACUGGAACCUAACCCUAUGUUAGCUGCAAAGUUUUUCGCCGGCUAAUCACAGGCGCACUCCCUUGCAUUCUUUCCCGGGGAAUAAACAUAGCGCAGCAGCCGGAGCAGGACUAACCUUCCCGCGGUGCGCACCUCCCAUGGUUCUCCGCUGGAUGCUUGUCUGACAGGAGGGUUACGUCUCCCAUGCUCCCACUGUUUAAGAGGAUUACCGUGCAGGAGGUCCUAGCUGCUCUCAGGUUGGUGUUACUUGGUUGAGGCAACAGAGCCGGGCCCUGACUAAGUGCUGACCAGCGUGACACAGGAGUCCUCCCAGGCAGCAGGGGGAAGCAGUGGACAUGCAGGACUCCAUCUCAGACAGCAAGAUGGGCAAACAGGAUCAGAACUCCAAGCCAUUGGACGAACACAAGGAAACAGAAGAAAUGUCUGAGAAGACGUCACCGAAUAAGAACCUCAGAUCUCCCCAGAAAGGCUCGAAACGACUAAAGACGGUCUCCUUCAAAGUGACGCUGAUGGACUCUUCUGAGUUUGGAGGAGAAGUCGAGAAACACUCAAAAGGACAGACCCUGAUGGACAUGGUCUGUGAGCACCUAAACUUGCUGGAGAAGGACUACUUUGGUCUGACCUAUGCUGACGCAGACACCCAGAAGAACUGGUUGGACCCAUCCAAAGAGAUCAAGAAGCAGCUCCACAACCCUCCAUGGCACUUGGUCUUUGCGGUUAAGUUCUACCCUCCAGACCCAUCCCAGCUCACUGAGGACAUAACCAGAUACUACCUUUGUCUGCAACUGAGAGACGACAUGCUGUCAGGUCGACUGCCAUGCUCGUUCGUCACUCACGCCCUUCUUGGCUCCUACACUGUUCAAGCUGAGCUUGGCGACUAUGACCUGGACGACCACGGCUCCGACUAUGCCAGUGACUUCCGGUUUGCGCCUAAUCAGACUCGCGAGCUGGAGGAGAGGGUGAUGGAGCUCCAUCGAAAUUACAACAAAAUGACUCCUGCCGAGGCUGAAAUGAACUUCUUGGAGAAUGCAAAGAAACUGUCCAUGUAUGGUGUGGAUCUCCACCACGCUAAGGAUUCUGAAGGUAUUGAAAUCAUGCUGGGCGUCUGUGCCAAUGGUCUGUUGAUUUACAGGGACAGGCUGAGGAUCAACCGCUUCGCCUGGCCAAAGAUCCUUAAAAUUUCAUACAAGAGAAGCAAUUUUUAUAUCAAGAUACGACCUGGAGAGUAUGAACAGUUUGAAAGUACGAUUGGUUUCAAGCUUCCUCACCACAGAGCUGCCAAGAGGCUGUGGAAAGUCUGUAUUGAACAUCAUACUUUCUUCCGAUUGGUAUCUCCAGAGCCUCCGCCCAAGGGCUUCUUAGUGAUGGGUUCAAAGUUUCGAUACAGUGGGAGGACACAAGCCCAAACCAGACAGGCCAGCCAGCUCAUUGACCGGCCUGCUCCACAUUUUGAGCGUUCUACUAGCAAGAGGUACCUGCUGUCCAGAAGCUUGGACGGAGAGUUUUCACGGCCGGUCUCGUCCAUGUGUGAGAACCAGGAUGGCCUGUACCAUCGCAGCAUCAGUGAGCAGCGUCGUCUCCACAGCCCUUCUGUGGAUGAGCAAGAGACCGAGCUGGAGCCCAGUGUAGAGCAAGAGGAGGAGGAGGGCCAGGAAAAAGAGCAGGAGGAGGACGAAGAUGGGAAUAUCUCACCAAGUCGGAAAAAAGAGAUAAUGGAGGAGGUUGGGUCUCCAGUUGACAGUAAACAGGAGUUUCUGGACAAGUCUCACGACAUGUUGCUGAAGCACCAGGCCAGCAUCAACGAACUGAAGCGAGCCCUUAAGGAACCCAACAGCAAGCUAAUGAACCGAGAGAAGCGACUGUCUGCAACCUCGCCGACCGGCACGCCAGAGAAGAAAGCUUCGCUGGGCCGAGCAGCUGGAAAGGACCCUUUAAACAGUCUGUCUGUUGAGGGUUACGUCCAGAAGACUGUGGUCACAUCACCUGAGGGCUCUGAGGAGUGGGUAUUGAUUGAAAAACAAGACACUUAUCAACCAGACCUUGAGUGGAAAGCAAAGGAAAGGAACAAAACUCUCUUAUCUGAGUCCUCGUGGGAGAAAAAGGAGCUGGAAAAAGAGAUAGAUGUCGCCAUCAUGGCACAUAAAGAGUUACCAGGGUAUGACAGAAAGGGAUUGAAAAGCCAUAUUGACGAAAAAAAAUCAUUCAGCCAAGCAGGCGAUUGCUCCGAAUCCCUGCCAUCCAGCAAAGGUCGCUUUGUGAUUCAAUUAUCUGAGAGUACAGAUUUGUUGCAGGACAAAUCUAAAGGUAAACCGUGCCUUCCUUCAGAACCUGAGGCAAAAAGCAACCCAUCCUCAGGCGCCCACCAGAUAAAGGAGUGCACAUCAUCCAAACAGAGAAAAAAAAGAAGACCGCUCAGCUUAAAUGUGGGUACGUCUGCAGAGCUUCUGUACAGAAAAGGAGGGAGCGAUUCAAGUGAAGAUGAAUGCUCAGACUCUGACGAUAGUCCAGAAAAAAUGUCACAAACAAGAAAUCACUACGAGUCCGCCGCUGCGUUUCAGAGGGAUGAUCCAGAGCCGGUAAAGAGUCAGUUGGUCAAGGGCUUCAAAGACAAGCUGGAAGAUAUCUGUUCAGCUGAAGCCCAGCACGUGGCCACUCAACAGGCAGAGGAGACAAAGAGAAAAAGAAGUCAGACUGAAAACAAAGAUAUUGAUUUAGGGUCAGUGAACGGACUUGGAAAGAUAGACCACAAUAUUUCAUUUAGUGGUGUCCAAGGAGAACGUGUGAUUAAAAUGCAAGGCAAGGCUCUUAUUGACAAUAAGGAGCUAGCAGAGGUAAAAUUGCGACAGGUCAGGACACACGAGAGAAAGAUCAGCAGCUCUGGGGCAGAGGAUAUUGAAAAUCUGUUGGGAGAGAAAGGUCAAAGGACAUCUCUCCACAGACUGUCCAGCAGCAGCUAUCAGUCAGAAAUCACCCGGAUUGUUCCUCUGAAGCCAGAGAGGUCAAAGAGCAUAGCGUGUAAGGAUGAAAGGGACAGAAAAGGACAGGAAGAAGCCUCUCGGCUCUUCAGAAGGGAAUAUCGCUGGUCUGUUGGCUCCCCGGAAGGAUCCUCAGACCUCACCUGGAGUGAAGUCUCCACCUUCCAGUCAGCGUUUGUGACAAAUGUGGAGAACAGUGCCAAGACUGACAGUAUCCAUCUGUCAGGCAAAGGCCCAUCAGAGAGUCAGUCAUUCACUUCAAAGAUUUCUCCACUUCCAAAAAUGCCUCCUCCAGCACCACCCGUGAAAACACAGAAGGCCAGGGAGUCUGGGCUAAUACUGCGGAACAGUUGGAACGCUGGCAGGGACUCCAGUCUUGAUGCAGCCAAGAAGAGACACUCGGAGCCUGUCACCACCCCCGCCAUCUAUGAAGAGCAAUUUGCUGACUUAAAGAAGGAGUGUAGAGACAGGGGGCCUCAUUCAAGCACAGCCACAGAGGACGAGCAGGAGCGGGACACUGUGGCCUGCAUGAGAGAAUCCCACCUGGGCAUCGAAAGAAAAUGCUCCAGCAUGACGGUCAGCUCCACGUCCAGCCUGGAGGCCGAGGUGGACUUCACUAUCAUCACUGAUCUCCACUCCGGUGUGGAGGAUUUCUCUAAGGGCAUGCCAGAGCUCGGGGACAGGGAGCAACAGCCAGAAGUUGGACGAGAGGACUUUGAGGAGACCUCCAGGUUUUACUCUGCCCGUCUCAUGGGCUCCAGAGACAAGUCUCCUAUAGAGGAAAAGCUUCCUGAGCCUCCGGUGGCAAAGAAAGAACCUAAUGCUGUUUCUGUUGCCCGUAUGCUGAAGAGGGGCGACUCCAAGAAUGAAAGGGACGUACCUGGGAAUGAAACCAAUGUCCAGAGUCACGUUGUCAGAGUCUCACCUCAGAGCUAUAGAGUGAACAGCCCACCAGAGGCUCCUGCUGCCGUGAAAGAAAAUGGCUCCCCUGUAAAAGCCAUCACUCAGAGCAGCCAGGUUAGGGAGACUGUGGACUCUCCGCUGCCCAUCACUGCUGAUAGUGUCACCUCAGCAACUACCACUCAAGUGACCAAGACAGUAAAAGGCGGUUACUCUGAGACCAGAAUCGAGAAGAGGAUUAUUAUUACAGGAGAUGAUGAUGUGGACCAACAUCAGGCUCUGGCCAUGGCCAUCCAGGAAGCCAAGCAGCAGCAUCCUGACAUGUUGGUGACAAAGGCAGUGGUGAUCAGGGAAACGGAGUCUCCCACUGAGGACGUGCUGCAGAGGGCGGAGUCCUGAUUGGUCAUGGUGGCACCUGAUUGGGAGAGGAGCAUUAACAGAGGAAGGCAUGCCCACUGCUGUGCAUGUCUGCUGCCCCACCCUCUAGUACAGCACCUGGAUGACGGUCUUCCCUACUGUGGACACACUGACACAAGAACAGACUGGGCUCCGUGAAGUAGUGAGCUGAUUUUCACUUUUGUCCCUUUAGACAAUUCAACUGUGAGUCGUACUGACCCCCCAACCCCUGCUUUAGCCCUCCAUCUCCUCCUCCUCCUAUUGGAUGCUCAACUCUGCCUCUCCCCCUUGUUUUCAACCCUAACCUUACUGACAUAGUUUUUCUUUUAAUUUAAUCGAGACAUUUCUGAACCCUCAGGUUGCUUUUACGUCCAGUGAACCUCGUGUUUUCAUUUAAGUUCAGAGUUCGUUCCAUGUUGUUGUCAAAUACUGCAUCUUCUCCAUGAUACUGUCAAAUAUGUAAUGUAUAUAAGAACGGAGAACAGUGAGAGAGAGAUCAGCCUUUUUGCUCCUCAGCGCCACCUCUUGGCUGCAACACCUUCAAAUGUAUAUCAACAGCUGUUGUAUUAGCUUUUUACAUUUUUUAUCUUAUAGAAAACCUAAUUUAUGUUGGUGUUUGCUUGUUUAUGAAAUAUGUACAAUAUCAGAUGAUUAUAAUCUGCAUGGUUAAAUUACAAAAUAGAUGAUGGAAUUGGUGAAAAGUCCGUGUAAAGGUCUGAUGAGAAGGGAUGGAUGAAAAUAACUGGUGGAAAAAGCUAAAGAAUAAGAGUUAACUAAUGUUAAGAGUCUCCACAGUGGAAUCUAAGCAGUACACACACACACACACACACACACACACACACACACACACACGUCACAGAUUUUGUUUAGACUAAACUGAUGACACAUACUAAGAUUUGUAGAGAAGUUUGAUUAUGCUUUUUUAUGAUGAGUUUGGAAAAUUUUACCUUUUGUUGUAUUUGUCUUUCUGACAUUUUAGUCUUUACGUAUUGACCUGCUGUCAUCACUAAGUCUCAUUCAAUCACAGCGUUGACAUAUUAUUCUCUAACUGCGCAAAAACUCAAAUCUGACCUGAAAAAACUCAUACGGAUUUGUGGUUUUCAACAUCUGGCUUCAACCCCUUCAGGGUUGAGGUCGAUAAAUUCCCCCCCAAAACGUAGACAGUAUUUCAUCAGAAUUGUCUAGCUGAUACUUAAAUGCAGAGCACAUCUUUGGGAAGCAGUAAGGUGUGUACAGAAAAGUUUUGAAAAUGAUGCCCUACUGUAAUUUCAAUUACAGAUGACCCACACAUGCUUUAAUUCUUAUCUGGAUUAAUCUGAAAAGGUAUUUCUGAAUCAAAAACACUGGAUGAACAUAAUUUAUUUUUUGUCAGAGUGACUUGUUAAAUUAUACUUAAAUGAAUUUAUUAAAGUGCUAAAGUGGGGAUAGUUUUUUACUCCCUCAGAGUACACAAACUAGAGUCUCGCUAAUUUGAUUUUUCAAAUCAGUUCACAUUUUACAGAAGUCUUCGGGAACUUAAUGCCUUUAUUUUACAUUUUCUGUGUAAAUGACUAUCACAAAAUAGACAAAGAGCCUGACCCCUGCUGGACAGUGCAAUAUUUACUUAUGCACCAUCUGCUGCAAAAUUUCACAAAUUCUGACUAUUUAAAUUUUUGACAAAUUGAAUAUGUAUUUUUCAUACAUGUUUUUUUCACAACAUUAUUAUUAUUAACAAAUUACAUUAUUUUUAUACAACAUAACCUAAAUAGUUUGAAUGCUACAAUUAAGAGACACAGAUGUCUAGUCGACUUGAUCUCAUGAAGCCACUACUGUCUUCUGGUCAGUGGUCAUGUGACAAGAAUUUCAAUUUGAUGUUACUGUGGCGGGGGGGAUGCAGCACAAAAGCCUGUAUGUAGUAAGUUACCCUAAUAUAUGUGGAAGAGAGUCAUGCCCCUUUUUUCAUUUAUGAAUUAGUAUCGAUUCUUUAUGAGAGUAAUUGAUACUCAAUUGAUACUCGUGUGAGUAUUGGUAUAUCGAUACCACGGAAUCGAUAUAUAGUCAGCAGCCUGUAGAAUACUCUAAAUGAUUCACAUCACCAGAAGGACACAGAGUCACUGGUAAAGACGAUAGAUUUUCCACAUUUGCCACGACUUGGACUUUUUACAGUCUAACUCCUUCUCUUGACUUGAAAAAGUGUCGACCUGCUGUAAAUGUGUCAAUGGAAAUGUGAUAUCUACACUGGUGUUCCCCUGUUGUUUUUGGUCCCUUGAGUCAACAUGGUCAUUUGACACUGAACUGUUUAGAUUUACUUUGAGAAAAUGUUGAAAAUGAAACUGACCUCUUUUAUUACCUCUAGUAUUGGACAUUACUAAAAGUGAGUUGGCGAGUUGAAGGAUGGUAGGGGCCUGUAUUUUACAUACAGUAUAUAAAUAUAUAUUUAUAAGUAUAAAACCACCCAUACUUGUGUGUAAGCUAUGUAAAAAAAACUGACAGCAGCAGAAAAGCAAUCGUAAGUUCAAGGGUAGAAGGUUAUGGACAAUUGAGCAAUAGAAGUGUCGUGCAUGUGGGUGCCUUAUGUUUGGAAUCACGGCUGUGAGUCGUCAGUUACAAGGGGUCAGCUGAAAGUGCAAUUCAUCACCAGUAGAUGGCGAAAUGACUCUUCCUGUAAAGGAAACGUGGAAUUGAGCAGUGUCGAAAUUUACAUUAGUUGAUCCACAGUGAAGUUUUUAUAAAAAUCAUUUCCUGGACAAAGACCGUAAAGGUCUCACACAGCGCCAGGUAUAAAUUCACUCCAUGUUUUCUGUUGUUUAGAUUUUUUCCUUCUUGCGCAUUGUGUGCACUACAAUUUCACCUCUACCUUCAAUUAUCCACGACCUUUUGCUCUACAUCUCCCUCUAGUGCUCAAUGGUGUGUAUUUACUGUAUUUGCAUUCAACCUAAAUGGGAAACAUACAUGCAUAAAUAAAUGUCAAUGUAUUAUUUAAGUGCACAAUGUC
Molecule: messenger RNA, 7610 nt
Organism: Cynoglossus semilaevis (tongue sole)
Lineage: Eukaryota; Metazoa; Chordata; Actinopteri; Pleuronectiformes; Cynoglossidae
Product: band 4.1-like protein 1
Exons: 27
Coding region: 701-4639 (1312 amino acids)
Biological process (GO): cortical actin cytoskeleton organization; actomyosin structure organization
Cellular component (GO): cytoskeleton; plasma membrane
Molecular function (GO): structural molecule activity; actin binding
Source: RefSeq, a predicted model, not a curated record